Messenger RNA from Salvia miltiorrhiza (redroot sage), 2449 nucleotides. RefSeq names its product BEL1-like homeodomain protein 2. The coding region runs from base 402 to 2204 and encodes 600 amino acids. The record is from RefSeq and is a predicted model, not a curated record. The transcript has 5 exons. Lineage: Eukaryota; Viridiplantae; Streptophyta; Magnoliopsida; Lamiales; Lamiaceae. Gene Ontology annotation, molecular function: DNA-binding transcription factor activity, RNA polymerase II-specific; RNA polymerase II cis-regulatory region sequence-specific DNA binding. Gene Ontology annotation, biological process: regulation of transcription by RNA polymerase II.
AAGAGAGCAACCUUUCCCUUGACGCAGUAUGGACAUAAGUGAUACUUGAGCAUCAUAUGAUACGUGUGUAUAUAUUAUUCAUAAGAAAAAGUCUUGGUAAAUUAAUUAUUUAAAUACUUAAUUUAUUGCUCUUUCUUCUUCUUUGUGAGAAGCACACCACCACUCUCACUGCACUAGAAAUACCAACAAAUAGAGAGAGAUGACAGCGUAGAAGUAGUAGAGAGAGAGGAAUUCAGAAGUUAAAAGAAUAGUUUUUGUUUCUUUUACGAAUCCCAUAGAAUUGAAGAAGAAAACGAUAUGUCUGAGGGGUAUAUGCACCGUUUUAUAACCUGCUGCAACUAUAAGAGUGCUUCAAUUUUCACUGUGAUGACGAAGACUAAGACGAAGAAGACAGUGAUAUCAUGGGAAUAGGGUCGCCGUUGCUCCAUCCUCUUCAAUUCUCCAACAACCAAAAUUCCAUGUCACAAGAUUUUCAUCAGAAUAUUUUCAGUUUCUCGAAUGGAAUCGAUAGAUCCGAACAGCAGCACCAGAUUCGAAGCAAUAAACAAAGGGCUCAUGGCGUAGGGGCGGCGCCGUUAGUCGGUAUGGAAGAAGAUGGGCUUCCAAGCUAUGAAGGCGGCGGUAUAUUUUCGGAGAUGUUCAAUUUCUCAUCCGGCGCCACGGCGACGGAAUUGCUGGAGUCGCAGCUGGCGCAUCCGAGGGCGGCGGAGUGGUUCCUGCACCGCCAAGGCGCGGCGGCGGAAGGUGGUUUGGGGAAUUCGAAGAACGGGAGUGUAGUUAAUGAAACUGGAUCUUAUAAUCAUCACGAGAUCUCGAGCAUUAAUGCCGAUUCAGCUGCAGCCAUGCAGCUCUUCGCGAUGAACCCGCAGCAGCAGAGAUCUCCGCCGCCUUCUCCGUCUCCGCCGCCUGCAACCAACAUGCUGCUUCAAAACCCUUCUAAUUUCCCCGCCGGAGGGGCUUUCGGUCAUUUCACAUGGCCUGCCAACCCUAACGGAGCUGUGGAAGGGCAAGGGCAAGGGCUUUCUCUGUCGCUGUCUUCGUCGGCGGAGGAGCUGAGGCUCGGAUUAAUCUUCGGCCAAGGCGGAGGGACAGCUCCGCCGCCGCAGUAUCAUCGCUUCGACGGAGGAGUGAGCCACAACCGCCACUUAGGGUUGGGGUCUUCUUACACAUUGAGUAAUUCCAAAUACGUCAAGGCGGCGCAAGAUUUGUUGGAAGAGUUCUGUAGUGUCGGUAGGGGUCAGUUGAAGAAAAACAAAAUCGACAGCAAGAAUCCAAGUGGCGGCGCCGCCGCCGUCGGUGGAGGUGAUUCUUCGUCCUCUUCUAAAGAUCCCCCUCAUUUAUCAGCUUCGGAGAGGCUCGAGCAUCAAAGAAGGAAGGUCAAGCUAUCAGCCAUGCUUGAUGAGGUAGACAGAAGGUACAACCACUACUGCGAGCGGAUGCAGAUGGUGGUGAACUCAUUCGACACGAUAAUAGGGUUCGGCGCGGCGGCGCCGUACACGAGCCUCGCGCAGAAGGCGAUGUCCCGGCACUUCCGGUGCCUGAGGGAAGCCGUGGCCGAGCAAUUGCGACAAAGCUGCGAGCAGUUGGGGGAGAAAGACACCAUGAAAUCCGGCCUCACGAAAGGCGAGACGCCGCGGCUCAAAUUCUUGGAGCAGAGCUUGCGGCAGCACCACGCCGCGUUCCACCAUAUGGACCAAGAGGCGUGGCGCCCGCAGCGCGGCUUGCCGCAGCGCUCCGUCACCAUUUUGAGGGCUUGGCUUUUCGAGCAUUUUCUGCACCCGUAUCCAAGCGACGCAGAUAAGCACCUACUUGCUCGACAGACAGGUCUAUCAAGAAACCAGGUUGCAAAUUGGUUCAUAAAUGCGAGGGUCCGCCUCUGGAAACCCAUGGUUGAAGAGAUGUACCUACAAGAAGCCAAAGACCACUCAAACCCCACCACCACCACGGCCGCCGCCGCAGCAGAUACUUCUCCGCCUCCUGCUCUUGCUAAAAUCAAUGUGCUUGAAAGCGACCCUUCAUCCGUUUCAUUUAAUACCUCGGAAAACCACACCGACACCAAUCAUGCCUCCUCCCCCACCGCUGCGCCGCCGCACUGCUUCCCGCCCGGAGUUGAUCCCGCCAUCGUUAGGUUUGGGACGAGCUCCGGCGACGUGUCGCUGACUCUUGGGCUACGUCACUCCGGGGAGGAGUUCUUUCCCACUUAAAUUAAAGGCUUUUAAAUUGUAAUUAAUUAGUUAAUUAAUGGGUUAAUCUCAUAUGAUAUAACAUAAUCCCCUCUUUUGAUUUUGAUUUUGGUUUCUUUCUCCUAAAGAAAACACAUAUACGAUUGAGAGUGAGAGCGUAGGAACUAGUGUUAGCAGUGCGGGGAGAUUAGUCUUGAGUUUUAUCGUACAGUAAAUGUAUAGUUUCACAUUUAAUUUCCACGUUUUAUACAUCUCAAAUUCCGAUA